AUGUGGGCAAUCUCUAGAUCUUCUCGCGAAGUCUAGAGAUUAAUGAAAUGGGUCGUCGAGUCGUCUCCGGUGGUUGUCACCCGGCGGAGCGGAAAAACGACGACUUUGCGGCUCUUCGACGACUGUCACCCGACGGAGAGGAGCUGGAUGGAGGUGGGGCGCAUGUCAGGGAGCUUCAUCCUCAGGUCCGCGCAGCAAGAGGAGGCUCUUCAUCGCAUCUGGUACGCUCUCAAGAGGUGGCGACUCAUCUCCCGGCGGAUCGUCCUCUUCCCGACGACGGCUUGUUCAUCGAUCAAUCGGAGAUGAUUUACUCAAUGGAUUCGCGAUCCCUUUAUUGCGAAUCGUUCAACAAUUUUAGUAACAAUGCUCUGCGAAUCGCGUUGACGAGAUUUUCGCCGAUGAUCCAGCGAUUCUCGUUGCUUAAUCCUUCACCGGCGAUCUGCAAAAAAGUUGCGAUAAUCAGAUAAAAAUAUAUGAAUUUUGACUCUAGAAGGAUUCAAACCCGUGCCGGUUGUCCGCCCCUUCUGAGGAAGGUGUGACACGGGUUUAGUCCCACAUCGGUUGUGCGCCGAUUUUUCAAGUGAAUAUAUAGUAAUGUUAGCUUUCUAAGCAAAGUCCCUUCUCUCGCGUGUACGACCACUCCUUGCCCCACAGCCGGCUGGCCACCGGUGACGUGGAAGGGGAGUGGCGCACACGUGCCCCUAUCGGUCCAAGCCGCUCGAGCCCCUGCUCGUGGCUACUCCCCGACUGAGCUUCCGACCCGCUUGCGGGCCCGACUGGCCGGCAGGUCCUCCCAUUUUGCAAUAUUUUAGUUUUAUUUCUUUUUCUUCAUUUAUGUCAAAAGUAAAACUGUAAAAAUCAUAUAAAUUCGUAUAAAAUCACAUAAUUACCCAAAAAAUCACAUUAAUCAACUGAAAACCACUUUUCACACUUUAACACAAAUAUAAGUCUAUUUAUCACGAGUUAAGGCUAAAACUAUAUUAUUUACUAAUUAUUAACUCAUGAUAAUGAAGACUUAUCACACCCCAAAACUUAAAUCAUUGCUAGUCCCUUAGCAAUGGAAUUACGAAAAUAAAAAUUUACAAAUCUCAAACAUCAUAUUUCAAUACAAAAAAUAAAAAUACAAUUAGAAAUGAUGCACCUUUAGACACUUUGGACUCUUAUAUCAAGUCUUUAAGAAUGAUGUCAAGCACUUAAAUGUUUAAGCACUCCUUGGAAUAAGAAUCUAGACUUCACUUCUUCUAUUCACAUCUUUAUCACUUCUUCACUCAUAGAUAUAUUUACAAGAUGUUCUAAUUAUCAAUAA
Spirodela intermedia is the source of this 1306-nucleotide messenger RNA. NCBI's taxonomy places the organism in Eukaryota, Viridiplantae, Streptophyta, Magnoliopsida, Alismatales, Araceae. The record is from the annotation of a GenBank genome assembly.